Pocillopora damicornis (cauliflower coral) is the source of this 1054-nucleotide messenger RNA. Its product is annotated as ARL14 effector protein-like. Gene Ontology annotation, cellular component: intracellular membrane-bounded organelle. The record is from RefSeq and is a predicted model, not a curated record. Lineage: Eukaryota; Metazoa; Cnidaria; Anthozoa; Scleractinia; Pocilloporidae.
AUGGCGAAAUGACUUUCUUUUUGGGAGAAUUUUACCUUUUACUCCUUUUUUGACAUACCUCUUUUUCCUAUCCUUGGAAAAACUAAGGAAAUUGUGAAAUGUCAUUAGAAGCACAACAAGAGAGUGAUGAAAAGAGUAUCAAGUUGCCAGUCGUCGGGGAUGCGAGCUUUGUAACAUCAGACGAAACACCAAUCCUCAUGGGAUUUUCUCUGAAUGACCCGGCAAAAAUCACUCGCACGGAAUCUACAGGUUCGGAAAGCUCUAAAACAGAGAAAUUAAGGAAUUCUCUGAAGUUCAAGAAUCCUGGAAGAUUACUUGAAGAAUUUAACCCUGAUACAAGUCGCCGUGAAAUGCGAAAAUUAAACAGACUGAUCAAAAAGGACCCUGCUAACCGAGCGAAAAGGAGACAAAGGCAAAGAAGACGGCCCCAGAAACAGACUUUCCACGACCGAUCAGGUGUUCGAAUGUCCGAUGGAAGAGAUGUGUGUGAUUGUCAAGACACUAAUUGUCCCGGUUGCCAUUUUCCUUGUCCUUCUUGUGGAUCAGAAAAGUGUGGUGUUGAAUGUCGCUGUGAUCGACAAUGGACUUAUCUAAAAGAUGUGGAAAUUGAGAAUCCGCUACCAAGUGUUUGUCGGAGAUUGGGAAAUCGCUAAAAUCCACGCCUCUCUUCACAAGAACAGUAUUUAUGAAAGAGCUUAGCUAUACGGGGGUUUGGGUCCAAGUGGGCUUCUGAAUUCCUCUCUUUUGUGAUGAAUUAAUGGAUAAAUGAUCAAUGAUAAUUCCACACGGAAUGCAUACAAAUGCCAAAACCCUGGUUUAGAACCCUAAUGGACCCUGCCUUUGCCCCUUUUACAAACAUAGUAAGACUUUUAUGGGUUUUCCAGGGUGAUCUAAGUUUAUAGGUAUUGUAGCCAUGUAAGAGUGUUUUAAACAAUGGUGUACUUAGUAAACCAAAACUGAUAAGUUCUUAGAGAAGAAGUGAUCCUGACUUUUUUCAUAGAGUGUUUAAGAGCACAAGUAAAGUGGUUAAUAUUUCUUUGUUUGCCUUUCACAG